Messenger RNA from Rubroshorea leprosula, 513 nucleotides. The record is from the annotation of a GenBank genome assembly. Lineage: Eukaryota; Viridiplantae; Streptophyta; Magnoliopsida; Malvales; Dipterocarpaceae.
AUCAUUGGCAGAGAUGGGGAUGGAGAAGCGGUCCCCGCCCCCGUGGGGACUCGUUGCCAUCCUUAUCCUUGUCGGAAUUUUGGCCUUUAAAGCAAGUGUGGUUAAAGAGGUGAAAGCUAAGCCUGGCCUAGAAAGUCAAUUGGCUAUAAGCCUUAAGAAAGGUGCACUCUCAGCCUUAGGUACUUUGCCCUUGCUGUUGUUCACAUUCCCUGUCAUGGGAUAUAUGGCACUGAUUGUAAAGGCCAAGAAUUCAAUUUUCCCCAGAUUGUUCCCUCAUGCUUUUGUGAGAUCUUACUAAACUGAUCUCUUGUCCUUCACUCAAAAUCCUUUACUUGGGAAAUGGCAUUGUUUUUGAUUGCAUGCUUUUGUAUACGAGCGAGGGGAUGCUCUAUAAUCCUAUGAACUUGGAUAUUUACAAACAUGAAAUUGUUCUAUCAUUUGUCCCAUAAUCGAAUCAUGUGUUUCACAUAUUUCAAUAUUUGUUGUGUAGUCUAAGAAAUCUCAUAUGCCCAA